AUGUGCAUGAAAGUCUUUGCCCUCCACCGCUGCCUCGCCCUUUCGAAAGGCGGAUGCGAUGGCUACUACGCCGAGUACGUCGAAGACCAGAACUGCAACAGAAUGUUGCACGGAGGUCUCCCCCAGUUAGAUUGUCCCUCUGUAUGGGCGGGUUUUGAAGACGAGAUGAGCACUAAAGUCAAUCACCGCGACUACUACGCCAAAAAGUCCAAGGGCCUCUGCCCGCAAUGCCAGCACGACCGGCAGAUUACUUAUCUCCAGGGCCAAGCCGAGCUUGAGCGCAACGGCGAGUUUUCGGACCGCGUACAGGCUCUCAUCGAGAACCUCACGCGGAAGGCAGAGCUCGGUCACACCGAGGUCAUGUUGCGAGUAUACCACGAGCUGUGGGACGCGGCGCAGGGCCUCGUCGCCGGGCUAAGCAGCAAAACGGACGCUGCGUGGCACUGCAUCGAGGUGGCGUUGUGGACACACUUUGGCGUCGACGGCAUGACGCUGGCUCCCGUGCGGGCUAUGGUUGCGUCGUUGCGGGAGGUGAAGAGGGAAUUGUUGGGGCACUUGAGGACGAACAUCAAGGAGAUGGCCGUUGCGCUGGUGGGACCGAAUGAGUGUUGGGACGUUGACCUCGAGAUUGGGGGUUAUAUCGAUGAGGAUUGGAAGAGACAGCGACAGGCGGCUGUUGAGGCCUCGCGGCAUAGGGUACGGGAGGAGGAGCAGGAGGAGGAAGAGCAGCUGUUGUUACAGUAA
Molecule: messenger RNA, 744 nt
Organism: Colletotrichum spaethianum
Lineage: Eukaryota; Fungi; Ascomycota; Sordariomycetes; Glomerellales; Glomerellaceae
Exons: 1
Coding region: 1-744 (247 amino acids)
Source: RefSeq, a predicted model, not a curated record